AAAGCGUUGACCACCAUUGCCACGUAAAAUAGCGGUGCCGCCAUUUAUGUGACGGCGGUAAGCGGCGGUGAGUUCGGCGACAAAGAGUUCGCAACAUUUAUGUACGGUACUGAGGUACUGAGGCAUUUUCGGUGAGCUUUUUGUUUACAGUGACUCAAAACAUGAUGUGCUGGAGUAAAUGUUGCAUAAUGUGAAGAACAAAAACUACAGACAAGCCCAGCUGAAGCAAAAUCUGUGGUGUGAAAUCGGCGGUACACUUAAUAAAACAGAUGUUAACUGCAGCAAGAAGUGGGCCUUCAUAAGGGAUUAUUAUAUUAGAUGGCGAGGAAAACCUGACACUGGUUCCAGUGGUGAGGCAGCAAAGAAGAGGUCUGUUCUGUCAUUCUUAGAUGGCUUCAGUUCAUCAAAAAGAAGCACUGUUACCAAUGUUGUUGGAGAUGAGAAUAGUAAGGACAUAAAUACCAACAAGACUGGCUACGGAGGAGGAUACACAGGUUAACAACGAAGAAAGCGACAUCACCCAACAUGAGGAACUCUUGGAGGAAGGUGAGACGGAGAACAUUCGUAAUGAAAGGAGACAAAAUUUGGACAACACACAGCCACCAGAAAAAGAGGAAAAGGUCAUCGCAGUAUGAGGAACGAUUGCAGUUGCUUAAACAAAUAGCUCAGUUGCAUGUUGUAUCCCGGUGAUGGGACAGA
This is a messenger RNA of Cryptotermes secundus, 699 nucleotides long. RefSeq lists its product as uncharacterized. The transcript is spliced from 3 exons. The record is from RefSeq and is a predicted model, not a curated record. The coding region runs from base 179 to 499 and encodes 106 amino acids. NCBI's taxonomy places the organism in Eukaryota, Metazoa, Arthropoda, Insecta, Blattodea, Kalotermitidae.